CAGUAUUUACACCACUUACGCAAAAACCUGAAUCCUGGCUACCCAGUUGGAUAUGUUCCAGUUUUCUUGGUUACCUACACCAUCUGUGUCUACCCCGUAACCUGUUUUGUCCAUCAAUUCAGCAUGUCCAAGGGUGACUCCGACUGUACUUCAAAAGUGUGUUUCUACAUUGGAGAGAGUGAUAGCGAAGACGAGGAUGAAGGCUUUGUUAACGACUGCCAGCUUUCUCCAUCUUCAUGUGUACCCUUGCUGCUUCAUAUCUGGAAUGACACCAAUAGUUGGGAAGAGGGACAAGAUCCUCCAUUGGAGGUUGCUGUGAAGAUUCUGAGGAUCCUACAGGGACUAGAGAGAUCCCCACAGCAAAGACAAGAAACACUUCUUAAAUAUAAUGCCUAUCUGAAUCAUCGCAUCUUUAAAGUGUCAGCCGCACUGCAGGAAUACAGAGAGAGGCUGUGUGCUCAGGUAGUUUCCAUUCUAGAGGAAAGAGAACAGCAGGAACUCUCUGGAAUAAAAGAAGAAAUUAAAGAAAUUAAGGAACAGAUUCAAAAUGCCAAACGAUUGUCCAGUCACAGAAAUCACGUUGUGCGUAAGACCCACUCUUUUCUAAGAAAUGUUAGAGGAUUAUUGGUUGGCACAACGCAAUUAAAACCGGAACUGGGCUUGGAGAAAGAAAACCUUCAUAUUGUCAUGUCCCAAACCAAGGAAAUGGAAGAGCACACACUUCUCGAAAAGGAACUUGAGGAUUCUGUUACAUGUCUACGGCUCUGCAAGCUACACAGUCAAAGAAGAAAAUGAACUGCCUAGUUAAUAAAGCUUUGCCAAUAC
Spea bombifrons (plains spadefoot toad) is the source of this 825-nucleotide messenger RNA. RefSeq lists its product as uncharacterized. Lineage: Eukaryota; Metazoa; Chordata; Amphibia; Anura; Pelobatidae. The transcript is spliced from 10 exons. The record is from RefSeq and is a predicted model, not a curated record. Bases 124 to 795 code for a protein of 223 amino acids.